AAAAGCAGACACUAAGGUUUCACUUUCAUUUGCUUUUUUCUGUUGCGCAGAUUAUUUUCUAUCAAUCUCCUAGGAAAGGUAAUUUAUUCGUUACGGACAGAACAAUAUAAACAAUAAUUAAUCUAUCAGUAGGAUUUCUCUUUAUGAUUUCUUUGAUGCUACGGGACUCAGCGGCAACUGUUUAGUCACGAGGAUUGAAUGCAAACAGAUGAGGGUGAAAUGUGAGUCUAAGCUGCUGUUCUGAAUUUGGCAUUAUGGAAACAUCUGAGGACAAAGAAGAGGAAGUUCCUUGCUGUGAAAGCACUCUAUGUAAGGAAGAAGAGGAUCAGAGGGAACAAAAGAAACAAGAACCUGGACCAAGCUGUCUGUCCAUCAAGAGCAGCCACUCAAAACGGGAUGGUAUUAAUUUUAAUCUUGACCAACCCUCAGUUCCAAACAGGCAACAAAAGAAACAAGAACCUGGACCAAGCUGCCUGUCCAUCAAGAGCAGCCACUCAAAACGGGAUGGUAUUAAUUUUAAUCUUGACCAACCCUCAGUUCCAAAAAGGCGUGAACAGAGCACUGAUGUUGGCCAAACUGCCCAUGAGCAUCUAAUGCAGCUACACCCCAUUUUUAGGGAACUGGAGAAAAAGAUUGUGACAUUUGUGAAAGAUGAGCUGAAGGAGAUCGAAAAAGUCUUGAGUCCAGAGGGUCAGGAAGAGGUAAAAGAAGUGUCUGGAAAUAGGAAUGAAAAGCACAAGAGCAGCAUCAGAAAGGCGUUUUUAAAAAUCACUGUGAACUUCUUGAGAAUGAUGGAUCUGGAUGAUCUAGCUGACCUUCUGCAGAACAAAUCACUCAUCACAUGUCAGCAAACACUAAAGUCUAACCUGAAGGAGAGGUUCCAGCAUGUGUUUGAAGGGACUGCUAAAUCAGAAAGUCUAGCCCUUCUGAAUCAGAUCUACACAGAGCUCUACGUCACAGAGGGAAACUCUGGAGAGGUUAAUGAUGAACAUGAGGUCAGGCAGAUUGAAGCAUUUUCCGGGAAACCAGACAGACCAGAAAUGGUAAUUAGACAUGAAGACAUAUUUAAACCCUCACCUGAUAGAGAUGAACCAAUCAGAGCAGUGAUGACAAAGGGAGUAGCUGGCAUUGGGAAAACAGUCCUAACACAGAAGUUCACUCUGGACUGGGCAGAAGACCAAGCCAACCAGGACAUCCAGUUCAUGUUUCCAUUCACAUUCAGAGAGCUGAAUCUGUUAAAAGACCAGCAGUUCAGCUUGGUGGAGCUUGUUCACCAUUUUUUUAGUGAAACCAGAGGAAUCUCCAGGUUUGAAGAGUUAAAGGUUGUGUUCAUCUUUGACGGGUUGGAUGAGUGUCGACUUCCACUGGACUUCCACAACAAUGAGAUCUUGGAAGAUGUAAGAAAGUCUAUGUCAGUGGAUGUUCUUCUGACAAACCUAAUCAGCGGGAACCUGCUUCCCAAAGCUCACCUCUGGAUAACCACACGACCUGCAGCAGCCAUUCGGAUCCCCACUGAGUGUGUUGGCAAGAUGACGGAGAUUAGAGGAUUCACUGACCCACAGAAAGAUGAGUACUUCACAAAAAGAUUUGAAUCUAAGAAGCAGGCCAGCUUGGUAAUCUCCCAUGUAAAGAAAUCAUGAAGCCUCCACAUCAUGUGCCACAUCCCAAUCUUCUGCUGGAUCACUGCUAAAGUUGUGGAAGACAUGUUGAACAAGAAAGAUGGAGAAGAACUGCCAAAGACCCUGACUGAGAUGUACAUUCAUUUUCUGGUGGUGCAGAACAAACUGAAGGGCAUCAAGUAUGAUGGAGGAGCUGAGACAGAUUCACACUGGAGUCCUGAGAACCAGAAGAUGAUCAAGUCGUUGGGAAAACUGGCUUUUGAUCAGCUGCAGAAAAGAAACCUGAUCUUCUAUGAAUCAGACCUGGCAGAGUGUGGCAUUGAUGCCAGAGCAGCUUCAACAUACUCAGGAGUGUUCACAGAGAUCUUCAGAGAAGAGAGAGGGCUGUACCAAAACAAAGUCUUCUGCUUCGUCCACCUGAGUGUUCAGGAGUUUCUGGCUGCUCUUCAUGUUCACCUGACCUCUAUUAAUCCCGAAGUCAAUCAGCCAGAAAAAGAGAAAAUUAAAUCCAUAGAUCCUGAAUUAGGAAACUUCAAAUCUGCAGAGAUGGCUUUCUACAAGACAGCUGUGGACACGGCUUUAGAGAGUCUAGAUGGACACCUCGACUUGUUCCUCCGCUUUCUACUGGGUUUUUCACUGGAGACCAAUCAGACUCUGAUGAGGGGGCUGAUAUCACACACAGAAAGCAAAUCACAGAACAAUCAAGAAAUAGUACAGUUCAUCAAAAAGAAGAUAAGUAAAAAUCUUUCUGUAGAGAAAAGCAUCAAUCUGUUCCACUGUCUUAAUGAACUAAAUGAUCAGUCUCUAGUGGAGGAAAUCCAACAAUAUCUAAGUACAGGAAGUCUUUCAGCACAGCAGUUGUCUCCUGCUCAGUGGUCAGCUCUGCACUUCAUCCUACUUUCAUCAGACAAAGAUCUGGAGACAUUUGACCUGAAGAAAUACUCUGCUUCAGAAGAUGCUCUACUGAGACUGCUGCCAACAGUCAAAGCCACUAACAAAGCUAUACUCAGCGGCUGUAACCUCUCAGAGGGAAGCUGUGAAGCUCUGUUCUCAGUUCUCACCUGUCAGGAUUCUUGCCUGAAGGAGCUGGACCUGAGUAACAACAACCUGGGUGAUUCAGGAGUGGAGCUGCUCUGUGACGGACUGAAGAGUCCAAACUGUGAACUCGAAAUUCUCAGGCUUUCAGGAUGUUUGAUCACAGAGGAAGGUUUUGCUGCUCUGGCCUCUGCUCUGAUGCUGAAUCCCAGCCACCUGAGAGAGCUGGACCUGAGUUACAAUCAUCCAGGAGAGACAGGAGCUCAACCUCUGUUAGCUGGACUGGAUGAUGCAAAAUGGAAACUGGAGACUCUGAACUUGGAUUCUGCUGGAGUCCAGUGGUUAACUCCAGGUCUACGGAAGUAUUCCUGUCCUCUCACAGUCGACCUGAACACCAUGAACAAAUAUCUCAAAUUGUCUGACGAAAACAGGAAGGUGACACGUGUGGCAGAAGAGCAGCAAUAUCCUGAUCAUGAAGACAGAUUUGAUCUCUAUCAGCUGCUGUGUACUGAUGGUCAGACUGGUCGCUGUUACUGGGAAGUUGAGUGUGGUGGGAAGGUCUGCAUAUCAGUAAAUUACAAGGGUAUCAAAAGAAAAGGAGAGAAUGAUAACUCCUGGUGUUUAAUCUGCUCUGAUGAUGGUUAUGCUGUUUGGAACAACAGUAAAAAAAAAGCUUUUAUCCGUUCAUCCUCCUUAUCCAAAGUGGCUGUGUAUGUGGACUGUCCUGCUGGGACUCUGUCCUUCUACAGAGUCUCAUCAGACACACUGAUCCACCUCCACACCUUCAACACCAAAUUCAGUGAACCUCUUUAUCCUGGAUUUGGGUUCAGGAGUCGCACUAGGGUGUCUUGGUGCUCAUUUUAGAGUUACCAGACAACUUUACAUGUGUUUUAUCCAAUACAUCGGUUUUCAGAUGAAUGUAAUAUUGAUUGCUGCAUAAGUGCUGUACCUUUACAGAUCAUCAGUAAAAUUAAAUUUACAUAUCACCUUUCGGGAGAUAAAAAUCAAUAGGUUCUUCACAAUAAACUAACACAUCAACCAAAGAGCCAAAAAUGCUUAAAAAACAAGAAAAAAUAAUAAAGAGCAUAUAAAAAUGGAACCUAUAGAGUCCACCAAUCUCAAGUCAAAAGGAAAAGUCCGUCUUACUUUGUUUGUGACUUAGUGUGGGGAGUCAUGCUAUCUACAUUAUUGAUACAGUUUUGCUUGAAGUGCACAACAUGCUAAUGUGACAAUAAUGACAACAUUGCGUUCUUGUGAAUGCAAUGUUGUGAAACAAAAUAAAGAUUAAACAGUAAUAUAAAUACUUGGAAAUAUAUGUUGAUACUAAUAUGAGAUAAACUUAGUUAUCUUGCAAAAGCAUUUCCCUUUUAACUUUUUUAACACUUGGUAGAAUCACAUAAUUAUGGUUCUUUACAUCUCCUAGUUUAAUGUUAUGGUUCUCCACAUUUUUAUUACAGUUAACUUGGAUGAACUCAAUCCCUGUUGCCAUGUAUGCUAUAAUUACUAAUCACUUAAUUAAGCCAUAAAAAUAUUGACUCUCAGAUUAAUUAAGGCCCAAAGCCAGAAUCAUUCACUGAUGUCUUCUUUUUCCUUACAGCACUGAAGCAACUGGGAUAACAUUGUUACUUGUUUUUUUAGCAGAAAUAUGACUAUCUAAGUAAAUUUGUAAUUCCUAACUUAACCAAUUUGAUUAUAUAUUAAAUGAAUGGUGGGGACGAUGGUAGGAGUUUACCGUUUGUUGGCUGCUCUGUUUGCCCAUCUCACUGUGUCCUUGUGCCCUCUGAUCAUCUGUCUGCUGCUGGUUAAAGAGCCUGGUUGAGCCUGGAGCCUCCAGGCAGCUACUAUCCGGUAGCUUCCUGCCAUCAACAUGAAUGUGUGAGUGAAUGACUGAAUGUAAAGUGAAGGUCCUCUGUACUUGAUAUAGUGCAGUACAAGUUCAGGCUUUUUUAUUUGCUGUUAAAUUAAUCAUGAUUUUUGCCAUCUGAACUAAAAACCUGUAUUAAAACAUUAGCUUUGAAAUAAUCUAUCAAUGUGUAAUAAUUUAUAUAUUUCUAAUAAAAAACUGUGAUGGUUGAAAA
Messenger RNA from Xiphophorus hellerii (green swordtail), 4732 nucleotides. Its product is annotated as NLR family CARD domain-containing protein 3-like. Gene Ontology annotation, molecular function: protein binding. The transcript has 11 exons. NCBI's taxonomy places the organism in Eukaryota, Metazoa, Chordata, Actinopteri, Cyprinodontiformes, Poeciliidae. The record is from RefSeq and is a predicted model, not a curated record.